This is a messenger RNA of Planococcus citri (citrus mealybug), 1462 nucleotides long. RefSeq names its product NADH:ubiquinone oxidoreductase subunit 39 (gene ND-39). NCBI's taxonomy places the organism in Eukaryota, Metazoa, Arthropoda, Insecta, Hemiptera, Pseudococcidae. Gene Ontology annotation, molecular function: protein-containing complex binding. The transcript is spliced from 7 exons. The coding region runs from base 148 to 1383 and encodes 411 amino acids. Gene Ontology annotation, cellular component: mitochondrion. The record is from RefSeq and is a predicted model, not a curated record.
AAUCGUUUCUGAGAAAAUAUUACCUUUCGACAUUGAUAAGCGAUCAAAAACGAUAAUAUUUUUCGAAUUUAUCCCAUCUUUUGCGUUAAAAGUCAUCAAUAAUGUGGUAAUUGCGAGGUUAUUAGUAACCUCAUCUUGAAUAUUAUAAUGGCACUCCGUAUUACCAUCUCAAAAUGCGUCAAUUCUCGUACUCCUGCUCUGCUGGAAAGCAAACGAUUCUCCAUCAUCGCCAGCGUCUCUUAUAGUAAAGAAGUCGGAGGUUAUAGAAUUAUCGAGAAUACAGAUUUAGCAGCUUUGAAAAGAGGUACCGGGUACCGAUCCAGUUUCAACGGUACCAUUUGUACGGUUUUCGGUUGCACUGGUCUCAUCGGAAGAGGCCUCGUUAAUCGCCUGGGUAGAAAUGGAACCCAAAUCAUCGCAGCGUAUCGUGGCUCUGCCUACGAUGUCACGCCGCUGAAAGUAUGCGCUGAUUUGGGUCAAAUGUAUUUUACACCGUUUCAUUUAAGAGAUGAAGAAUCGAUUAGGACAGCAGUCAGACAUUCGAAUGUUGUGGUCAACUUGAUCGGUCAAGAUUGCGACAGUAUGAAUUUUAAAUUGGAAGAAGUUCAUAUCGAUGGAGCUCGUCGUGUCGCUAGGAUAUGUCGUGAAAUGGGUGUGAAGAAAUUGAUACAUAUUUCUGCGAUGGGAGCAUCGCCUAAUCCGAAGAAAAUAUUGGUGCCUGGAGGUUCUCGUUUUCUCAAAUCAAAAUACGCCGGAGAGCAAGCUGUUCGAGAAGAAUUUCCCGAUGCUAUUAUCGUAAGACCUGCUGACGUUUACGGCGAAUGUGAUCGGUUUCUUUAUUAUUAUUGUCGUAGAGAACGUUAUUUUUUCCGAAAAUUACAUCUUCACGAAGGAGGCGUGAAUACGAUCAAAGCGCCAAUUUCCGUCAAUGAUUUUAACGAAGGAUUAUUCGAACUGGUUACUCGACCCAAAGAACAAGUCAAUGGUAAAACCUAUCAAUUCGUUGGUCCGCAGCAUUACUAUUUGAACGAAUUAGCCGGAUAUAUAAUGGGAAUUUUGCUGAAAUUACCCGAAAGUGGUUACGAAAUUCUUGAUUCUCGACUGAGUCUCUCAUUUCUGGCCUACUUACACAUCAGGAAUACCUUCUAUCUCGUCAAACCUGCUAUAGGCAUGCACCUCGAGAGAUUCGAACGAGAAAAUACAUCCGAUAUUCUGGAUAAAGAUUUACCAACCAUAGCUGAUUUAGGAGUCAAAUUGCAUACUUUGGAUUUAUACAUUAAAGAUUUUACUCGUGCUUAUAGAAAUAUCAGCGACUACGGAGAUGAAGUGUACGAACUUGAUUUCCCAAGCCUUCCUGCUCCGGCACAGGGGGUUUACGCUUAGUUGAUCGUCAAUGUUAAUAUGUAUAUUAAUUUCGUCGUUGAAUGUAUUUAUAAAAUAAAUGCUUCUAUACCAAACAAAA